This is a messenger RNA of Fusarium coffeatum, 1773 nucleotides long. RefSeq lists its product as uncharacterized. Lineage: Eukaryota; Fungi; Ascomycota; Sordariomycetes; Hypocreales; Nectriaceae. The record is from RefSeq and is a predicted model, not a curated record. The coding region runs from base 1 to 1773 and encodes 590 amino acids. Gene Ontology annotation, molecular function: calcium channel activity. Gene Ontology annotation, biological process: calcium ion import across plasma membrane. The transcript is spliced from 3 exons.
AUGAUACCCAAUGCGCCCAUAAUACGACUACCUACGUCGACAAUAACGUACACACUAGCCCUAGUGUUGAGUCUGUUACUCUGCGCUUCUGGAAGUGCUGAUGCGACGGAACUAUUGCAUGACUCCGUAUUCGAUACCGAACUACUGAUCGAACGAAGCGAUGCAUUCGAUCUGAAAUACGAACCUGACUUUGGCGUAUUCGAUCGCAGUAUACUCGGUCGUGCGCCAGCCGAACAACCGCUUCUGACCAACAAUGGCCCGGAUAGUCGACCAGUGAGUCCUGGAGAGACUAUCUGUUACGUCGUGGAUAAAAAGAUAUUAUUCGGCAAUGAUAAGAGGAGCGACGACACUCAUGAAUCGAGGGAUGAUGGAAAGGAGGAGUCUGGUCAUCGAAAUUCCCGCCGAGCAGAAUCAAAGACCGUUUAUAUAUCCGCAAACACCUGCUCGAGACCAACACUGAAUUCUACGGAUAAGGACAACAAUCCUGAAACAGCACCACAACUCAGUCUCUAUACUUCAACAUCGAGCAAAAUCAAGUGCCCUGACUUGUCCAACUAUAACAAGACGAAUCCCGAUCUUCAAAGAGUACCUUUCGAUGAGGGUGCAGCCAUGGUCACUGUUAAUGCAACUGAUGCAAUCUAUAUCAGUGUAGCGGCCCCAAACAUUACAAAAAAGCACAGCGGGGAUUGGAAAUAUCAGAUCGCGAUAUCUUUCGACGAAUAUUACCACAACUAUGACUCCCAGGACGGUACCGCUCGGCUGUUGUUGAUGGAUUUUGAUUCAACAUCGGCACUUCUUGUUACUAGUAAUUUGACCGAGGACUCAAGUGAGACUCAGCAGAUUAUGAAAAGGCCGCCUCCUUACCAAUUAUUUGUUGGUGAUGAAAAAUUAAAGUCUAUUGAUGGCCUGCGACACUCAGCGUGUGGCCUCACCCAGAGCGCUGAAAUUUGGGCGAACGGCAAUAAGACAGGGCGACACAAUGACCUAGUUACCACUGGUGUUACGACACGAGGGCCUGGCCAGCUGCCCAAGCAACAGUUCUUAAUCGCAGGCCUCAACCACAGUACAUCGUACUCUGGCAUCCUUGUCAAGAUGCCAGAAGGUAACAGCAAGCGCGCUGGUCAAACAACAGGCGGUGGAGGUACAGUCUACCGUGCCACCUCAUUUCAGACAUCAUCCAGCUCCAACUGCAAGAUGGUCACAAAUCUCGACUUCUGCAACGAGACACAAUAUGCUGUUCCAGGCAAUGAAAAGAAGUUCAACAACACGGCACUGGCAAAACACUAUGAUGACUACGCCAGAAAGAUGUAUGCCAACUUUGAGAAGGUUCUGAUGCAGAUGCCCUGCGAGACACCCCCCGAGUCACGCUACUCGCUCGCGCGAGAUUGUGAUGACUGUCGCCAGGCCUAUAAGCGCUGGCUCUGCACCGUCACUAUUCCUCGCUGUGAGGAUGUUAUGGGUGGUGGCAGGCACAGUGUUGUCCGCAACGCUUUCCAGGCUCUCCCUAAUGGAACUGAACUACCUGAUAAUUUUCGAAAGGGGCUCACGUUAUCUGCGAAUAACUCUUCACGAAACGCCUGGAUCGACGAAACUGUCAACCCUGGCCCUUACAAGGAGUUAUUGCCUUGCGAGGAUAUCUGCUACGAUGUCGUCCAGUCUUGUCCCUCUGCUAUGAAUCUCAAGUGUCCGCAACCCGGUUUCCCGAGUUUCGAAGCGAGGCGAGGACGAAGACCAGUGCAGCAAAUAUUGUACAUCCAGGUACAUUUAUACUGA